Messenger RNA from Cornus florida, 978 nucleotides. RefSeq lists its product as uncharacterized. The transcript is spliced from 6 exons. Gene Ontology annotation, biological process: protein ubiquitination; positive regulation of protein catabolic process. NCBI's taxonomy places the organism in Eukaryota, Viridiplantae, Streptophyta, Magnoliopsida, Cornales, Cornaceae. The record is from RefSeq and is a predicted model, not a curated record. Gene Ontology annotation, molecular function: protein binding. The coding region runs from base 1 to 978 and encodes 325 amino acids.
AUGGAAGAUUAUGAAGAUGUGCCAUGGCCCUAUAUCGUUGUGCCUGAUUUGAUAACUCUGAUGCUUGGACACAUACUAAAGUUUAUAUUGAUUUGUACCUAUGACGCAGUAGAUUGCACAAAAGCUUUACUUGAAGGAGACCUUUUCGUUGUAGAUCUUAAUGUUCCCAUUGAAUUUGGAUUAUGUCCAUUGCAUAUUGCUGCUGAAGCUUUCUCAUAUGACAUGAUUGACUUAUUACUCCGCCAUGGGGCUCAGACUGAUGUCAGAACCAUAGAAGGUGAAUUCAGGGGUGACUUGCUGCCUCUGAAUAUAGCACUCGAAAUGUUAAGCUGUUAUCAUCGAUACCUGUCUGACUGGACUCCAAAGCAGUCUAUUUUCAAGUUGAUUGUUAUUCUUUCCCUGCCACAAAUGAAAGUACCAUUAGAAACCAAUAGGUUGCUUGCAUGGAAUACAAAGGAUGUCAGCAAUAUAUUUUACCAUUACGCUAUGGAGGGAAAACUUAUUCCAGUGGCUACUCUGCUGAUGGUGGCUCGAGAAAAGAUUAUGGCUCCAAGCACGAUGCAGAGCAAAGAUUUUUGUGGUUUAGGAGGCGGCAUGAUGAUCCGCCAAUGCAUCCUUGAAGAGAUGGCAUCACUAACCAAUGAGGAGGUCAAAUUAACGUGCAUUGGUAGCUAUUCUAAUCAGAGGCUUAAGAAUAAGAAGGCAUUGAUGACAAUUGCCCUGCUGUUGCUUGAAGUUUUUGAUAAGGCUGGUGAUGCUAUUGAAACAUAUAGGCGGUCCGUUCGAUAUUAUCUGCUUUGGAAUAAGCUGGAGUACUCUAAUUCACAUUUAUUUGCUUGUGACAUUCUGAUAGUGAAUAGUGAAAGUGAAGAUAUCAAGCUGGCAACAGAAGUGUUAGAAAAGAGAACAUCAUUUAGGUCUCAAUUACAGGAUCUCUGCAUGCCACUCCACUCUGUGCCGCGCAGUUUUUGCCAAUAA